AUGGAAACACCAUAUGCAAUAUUUGCAUUCAUAGUUUUGUCAAUAACGCUUGUAUGGGCAUGGAGCAUGUUGAAUUGGAUAUGGUUGAAACCAAAGAAGCUAGAAAAGUUGCUAAGGGAACAAGGCCUUAAAGGGAAUCCAUAUAGGUUACUAGUUGGCGACAUAAAAGAUCUUCUUAAGAUACAAAAAGAAGCAUCAUCUAAACCCAUGAAUCUCUCUGAUGAUAUAGUGCCUCAUGUGUUUCCCUUUGCCCAACAAAGUGUUGCAAAACAUGGAAAGAAUUCUUUUAUCUGGUUGGGACCAAUACCAAGAGUGAUCCUCACAAAUCCUGAACUUAUUAAAGAAGUUUUCAAUAAAAUUUAUGACUUUCAAAAGGCAAAUUCAAAUAAACUUAUUAGAAUACUAGCUACUGGUCUUAUAGUCCAUGAGGGAGAAAAGUGGAGCAAGCAUAGGAAGAUAAUCAAUCCUGCAUUCCAUUUAGAAAAAUUGAAGUUGAUGUUACCAGCGUUCUUUCAAAGUUGUGAUGAUUUGAUUAACAAAUGGGAGGGAAUGUUAUCGUCGGAUGGAUCAUGUGAAGUUGAUGCAUGGCCUUUUGUUCAAAAAUUGGCAAGUGAUGCGAUUGCUCGAGCAGCUUUUGGAAGUAGUUAUGAAGAAGGAAUGAGAAUAUUUGAACUUCAAAAGGAGCAAGCUGAACUUACAAUGAAAGUUUUGAUGACAGGUUACAUUCCUGGUUGGAGGUUUCUACCAACUGUUACAAAGAAAAGGUUGAAGGAAAUUGAUAGAGAUGUAAUAGUUUCCUUAACUGAUAUGAUUAACAAGAGAGAAAGAGAAAUUAAGGCCGGUGAAGCCACAAAGAACGACUUGUUAAGCAUUCUUCUCGAGUCAAAUCACAAGGAAAUUAAAGAAAACAAUAAUAAGAAUGUUGGAAUGAACCUUGAUGAUGUGAUCAAGGAAUGCAAGUUGUUCUAUCUUGCGGGAGAAGAAACCACUUCAGUUUUACUUGUUUGGACAAUUAUAUUAUUGAGUAGGCAUCCGAGUUGGCAAGUUCGUGCAAGAGAGGAAGUUCUACAAGUUUUUGGCAACAAUAAACCAGAUUUUGAUGGACUAAGUCGUCUUUAA
Molecule: messenger RNA, 1119 nt
Organism: Lathyrus sativus (Indian pea)
Lineage: Eukaryota; Viridiplantae; Streptophyta; Magnoliopsida; Fabales; Fabaceae
Source: the annotation of a GenBank genome assembly